AGUCUCGGGGCUCGGGGCGGUGGGGCUCCCCAGCCCUCCCGUAAACGCCAGGAAGAGCAGGGAGAAGCAGGCGCCACCCCGCAGGGCUCAUCGCCCGGGGAAGCUGCCCUGGAGAGUGCGGUCGGCCCUAAGGGAUCGUCCGCCGCUGAGACCCGAGCCAGGCCGCGAGCACACAGCCUCCCUGCAGGGUGCGGCGCCUCGGGACUCCCAGAGGCUGUGCAGCCAGGACUCCCUCCCUGCCCCCCGGCUGGGCCAUGUCAAGAGGUCCUGGCUCUGCCCCGAUGCCCCCAACCCCGGGUUUACGGAAACCGGCGCCACGGAGCCUCAGUUGCCUCUCGGAGCUGGAUCCGCAACCCUGCAGACCCCCAGGCUGCGACCCUCGGCUGCAGCCCAUCAUCCAGCGGCGCGCGCGCUCGCUGCCCAGCUCCCCCGAGCGCCGUGCCAAGGCUGUGGGAGCUCCGGGCGCUGCGUGCCGAGCCGGCUGCAACCGGCAGCUCCGUGUGCGCUUCGCUGACGCCUUGGGCCUGGAGCUGACGCAGGUCAAGGUGUUUAACGCAGGGGACGACCCGUCUGUGCCGCUGCACGUGCUGUCGCGCCUGUCCAUCAACUCGGACCUGUGCUGCAGCAGCCAGGAGCUGGAAUUCAAGCUGCAGUGCCUAGUUCCCGACUUCCCACCGCCCAUCGAAGCCCCGGGCUUCGGAGAUCGCCUGGCACGGCAGCUCGUGUGCCUGGAACGUGUCACCUGUUCGGACCUGGGCAUCAGCGGCACAGUGCGCGUGUGCAACGUGGCCUUCGAGAAGCAGGUGGCAGUACGCUACACCUUCUCUGGCUGGCGCAGUGAGCAUGAGGCUGUGGCUCGCUGGAGAGGGCCUGCGGGUGCCGAGGGGACUGAGGACAUCUUCGCCUUCGGCUUUCCAGUGCCACCCUUCCUCCUGGAGCUCGGCUCCCACGUGCUCUUCGCACUGCGCUACCGUGUGGCUGGCGCUGAGUACUGGGACAACAACGAUGGUCGCGACUAUAGCCUUACUUGUCGUAGUCAUGCCCUGCACAUGCCGCGCGGGGAGUGCGAAGAAAGCUGGAUCCACUUCAUCUGAGCUGCUGGUCUUGAACUGGGAGCAUCCGUCUCAGCAGCCCCGUCCCCAUGGGUGCUGAUCUCUGAGUGGCCACCUCCCACCCUACUCUUCCUUCCCAGUAGUCUGGUCUCAUUUCCUGCCGUGAAGCCCUGCAGCAGUGGCCUGUCGUGUCUUAUAAUGAAUUGUCUGGAGAGCCUGGUGGCCAGAGGAACAGGAGUCUGUGUAGUGUGUUUGGGGGAAGGGUGUGGGAGGGUAGAUGCAUGGGAUUGUGGUCCUUAAUUUCAGGAGGACCCAGGUCGGUGUUUUGCAAGGAUGGCCUUUUGCAUGUCUCCUCAAUGUGUCUAAACACAAGUAGGCGUUAUUUAUUAUUGUGAAGUUAGCCUUCCACCCGUAGUGGAUGCCUUUUCAGGAAUACUCUAGACUUAGUAAGCUUAAAGAAGGCCUGUUGUCUGUCUGCACCCACACAAUGUGGCCUACAUUAUGGUCCCUCGAGGCAUUUCUACCCUGGGACGGUUAAAAAUCUGAGACCAUGUUUGCUUGCCAAUGUUUGUAGCCUCCCAACAGUAGGAACUAUUAAUAGUCAAGAAACUUACAGCUCAUCUGUCAUCACACAACCAUUUCUGGGCUUCGAGGCUGCCCUGGUUAGGCAGUGCCUCCCACAUCAACAGCUGGGGAGGAGUGGACUGAAAAGCUUCCAGCCACGCACCUUGACCCAAACAGUGCUUUCUCGGGGACUAUCGUUCAUGUGUUUGUCUUCUGGUCUGGUACUGGGUCUGCUCGUUAAUAGGCCAUUUUCUGUUUAGGUUUGAAACUACCUGAACCUUUGAAAAGAUCUUGCCUUAAGUUAUUUCCGUUUUCAAAUGGCCACAGGGAUUCAGGCAGGAGUGCCCUUCCCGGUGACCUUUUCCACGAAAGAGAUAACUUUUUAUUUCUAAGUAUGGGAAGAUUCCAGCCUUCCUAUUUUGGAAGUCAACUUUCAAAUGAAUCUGGAUGGUGUUUUCAGAAAUAGCCAGGGCAUUGGAGGAAAACAAUUCACAGAUUUUUAUACACCUAAUGGGUUUUAAUUGUACAGUUAUGCCAGGUCUCACAGCUACCCGCCACUUUAUUCUUUGUGCCUUCAGUUAGGAAAGUUGCUAACAUUUUUAUGGGCUUAUUUCCCAGUUUUAAAAUGUUAAAUGCUUUUAAAAACAAAACAACCAAAACCUCCGACUUUGUCCAGACCACUCACUGUUCUUGCCGGAUGUCCCUGCUGCUUAGAACCCCCAUGUGGAGGGGCUGGCAAAUCUUUUUUGGUGCUGAGCUGUGGCCUCUCUGACAGCGGGUGCUAGAACUGAGGCAAAACAGACUGAGGUGGACAAGACCUCCCAGGUGUGAC
Molecule: messenger RNA, 2448 nt
Organism: Peromyscus eremicus (cactus mouse)
Lineage: Eukaryota; Metazoa; Chordata; Mammalia; Rodentia; Cricetidae
Gene: Ppp1r3d
Product: protein phosphatase 1 regulatory subunit 3D
Exons: 1
Coding region: 255-1094 (279 amino acids)
Biological process (GO): regulation of glycogen biosynthetic process
Cellular component (GO): protein phosphatase type 1 complex
Molecular function (GO): glycogen binding; protein phosphatase 1 binding
Source: RefSeq, a predicted model, not a curated record